Messenger RNA from Glossina fuscipes, 1640 nucleotides. Its product is annotated as probable G-protein coupled receptor Mth-like 8. The record is from RefSeq and is a predicted model, not a curated record. Lineage: Eukaryota; Metazoa; Arthropoda; Insecta; Diptera; Glossinidae. Bases 36 to 1598 code for a protein of 520 amino acids. The transcript has 6 exons. Gene Ontology annotation, molecular function: G protein-coupled receptor activity.
ACUCACAAUAAAAUAGAGAAAUAUUUUUUGGUAAAAUGCGGGCAAAUCGCGUAUCGGCUCUAAUUAUGCUCUCACUGGCAGUCGCAUUCAAUGUGUUUCCGUUGCUUGCGUUGGCACAGAACAGUCAAGCGAGUUCAAAGUAUCCUUGCGCUUUUAUCGAUACCGUCAACAUAACUGGCAGCUAUCCUCAUGAGCAAUACGGCAUUGGGAACAAUUCAAACGCUCAGCACAUCAAUAAUUCUUACAUUUAUGAAUGGAUGAUUAUACCGCCCGAGUUGGUAGCUGUCUAUGACUUCAUCAUUAAAAACGGUAUACGUGUGCAAACAGAACGGCAUUUACGCGCCUGUGUCUGUAAACUUAAGCCCUGUAUACGAUUUUGUUGUUCGCAAGGUUUCUUCUAUAGCCUUGAAAAUAAAAGUUGUUCACCGAUUUCAUCGAUAGUCGACAAUUUUGUGGAUCAAGACUUUAUGGAGAUACGUUUUACAAACGGCUCGAUUGGUACGAUAUCGACAUCAGGGCAUUUUCUUGUGCAUCAUGGAACACCUUGCGAACACAUGCGUACUAUUACGAAAGACAAUCAUUAUGUCCAUUGGACAUUGCAUGAAAAUGGCACAAUCGCUUAUAAAAAUCAUUUAUUCUCGAAGCAUUAUUGCUUUAGUGCUUUUCCCGAAUCCAAUAAAGACAAUGAGAUGGACUGGCAGUGGCAACCGUUGGCUUGUGUACCGGAGCGCUUACCAUUCAUACUAGGUGUACGUGAAUGGACUUAUGCCAUAUGUCUCAUUAUCACAGUCAUUUGCAUGAUCAUCAUAUUAUUCGUUUAUUUAUUAUGCACAGAUCUACGCAAUACAUUCUAUGGAGUGGCCAUAAAAUCUUAUACAUUAUGUAUUAUAGUUGGUUACUCAUUGCUGGCCCAUUUAACUCUCACCAAUCCAGCUAAUAUGUCGAAAUAUGCUUGCUCGAAAAUACCCAGCUUUGCUUUAUUAUAUCUGGUGCUAUCGUUUUAUAUCUUAAGCUUCAUUAGCUUCAAUUUCUAUUUAAGUUUCUUUGGCAUCAUUCUAAGCAAUUUAAUGUUUUGGUUCAUAUUCUUCCCGAUUGUCAUCAUAGCCGCCUGUUGGUCGUUUUUUGUUAGCUUCGAUCUGUAUAAUAAUCGACCGGUAUUCGGUAAUGAAAUUUGUUGGUUUGAUCCUCGCAACUGGUCGAUUUUGGUGUAUUUAUAUGUACCGAUAUUGUUAUCUUGCGUAUUCAGCGGCAUAUUUUAUAUACUUUCGUUGAUAAAAUUGAGUGACGGACCAGACAUUGAUGUCAACAAACUAAUGGCCAGUGUUUCACGUAAUCGCUUUAAAUCGUUUUGGAAAUUUUUUGGUUACACUUUAUCCACUUGGCUGGUGUGCAUGUGUUCGUUUGCAAUCAAUUGUUAUCGCGGUGAGAGGACGCAUAUCAACUACGUGGUUUGUUUAUUCAUUGCCAUUCAUGGUUUCGGUUCUCUGUAUGCCUUGGUUGGUAAAAAUCAGCAAAUACAAAAUUUUUUACGCAAAAUCGAAGAGGAAAUCGAUUCCGAUGAAAUUGCAGAAAUCUCAAUGCCAAUGUCGAAUUUUUGAGGCAAUGUGUAUCGAUCCAAAUUGCGUUGAUUAGUUGUAGAU